Molecule: messenger RNA, 366 nt
Organism: Microthlaspi erraticum
Lineage: Eukaryota; Viridiplantae; Streptophyta; Magnoliopsida; Brassicales; Brassicaceae
Source: the annotation of a GenBank genome assembly
AUGAGACAUUUGCUGAGGCUUGGGAGAGAUUCAAGGGCUACACAAGAUGUGGAUGAUGGCUGGCCGCUUGUGGAAAACAUUGCUAACUCCAAUGGAAGAUAUGGAGAAGAGUAUGAUCGCACCUACCGGAGCUCGACCCACCACUCGAUCGAGUCAGACGAGAAAUUGAGAAAGGAGGUCAAAUCGUUGAAUGAGAAGUAUCUAGAGCUUAUGGCGAAGGAGCAGACCGGAGGUGAUUAUCGGAAGUGGGCCAGAAGGAGAUCGGAGCCAUCAGACGUCAGAAGGAGUUUGGCGGAACAGAGCAUUGAGCAAAAGGAAACAAGGUGCUUGAGGAAGUUUCUCAAGCUACGCGCAGCUGUGAAGUGA